GAUUAUUAUUGUUUUUAUCAAACACAUAUUUUUUUAUUAGGAAUUUUUUUUUGUAAUUAAUAUGGAGUAAUUAUCUGGCUUCAUUGAAGAACGAACCCUAAUCAGGUGGAUCUACUCCGAUUUAAGAUUUUUGAGCGACGAAGAUGGCAACUUCUAGAAGCGCAUCAGCGGCGGUUCGGCUGAGCAGAUCGGCUGCAUCAGCUUUCCGGGCGUCCGGCGCCGGCCACACUCCAUCCGCCGCCCGCCAAUUGAUCCGCUCCGAUCUCGCCGCUCCUAUCGCGCGACCCCGUGCCCUAAUGUCCCCCGGUGGCAGCAACAUCUCUUCUUCAACUCUCUUCUCUGCGUCGUGCCUCAACCGCGUAGCAUCCCGCCCCUACUCUAACUCUUCUUCGCAGAUCCCAGGAACCAGAGCUAUCCGGUCCGUACUCUGGCAUAUAAAUGGAGGGAUGGAAGAGGUUCUGGCAGAUUACGUUCACCAUGAAAUGACUCGAACUUGGAUCUCAAUCUGUUUGAGACUGUUCGUUAUAAUCAUGACCAAGGAUGUUGUCGUGGCUGUCGCAGAUCUCUAAAGAUCAAGAUGGCUACAUAUGUGCUCAUUUGGAACUUAACUCUGAGGCUGCAAGGAAUGAAUAAACCGAACCGAUCCUCGCAGAUGAUUGAUCUUGUUUCAAAAUGUAUGAAUUCUGCUUUAGAUUGUUACUGAGAUGCAGAUUAGCUUCUGCUAGGAAAUAAAAUUGAUCUUGCAACGCAUGUAUGAAGUUAUAGUGUGUUUUGCUGCUUUUGGCUUACAAUGUCUUGCAAUUCUGUGAGUUGGUUGAAAAUGUUACUUAAGCAGUGUUGGAUUGAUUUUUGUCUACUUUACAA
Messenger RNA from Salvia miltiorrhiza (redroot sage), 864 nucleotides. Its product is annotated as succinate dehydrogenase subunit 4, mitochondrial. Gene Ontology annotation, cellular component: mitochondrial inner membrane. The transcript has 3 exons. The record is from RefSeq and is a predicted model, not a curated record. Lineage: Eukaryota; Viridiplantae; Streptophyta; Magnoliopsida; Lamiales; Lamiaceae. Gene Ontology annotation, biological process: tricarboxylic acid cycle; mitochondrial electron transport, succinate to ubiquinone. Bases 144 to 569 code for a protein of 141 amino acids.